Molecule: messenger RNA, 792 nt
Organism: Cajanus cajan (pigeon pea)
Lineage: Eukaryota; Viridiplantae; Streptophyta; Magnoliopsida; Fabales; Fabaceae
Source: RefSeq, a predicted model, not a curated record
AUGGAAAACUCCAAACCUAUCUCUUCACCCAUGGUCUCUGGAUGCAAACUUUCAAAGUCUGGUUCUGACAAAUUUCUAUAUGUGUCUUUAUACAGAUCUGUGGUUGGUGCCUUACAGUAUGCAACAAUAACUCGGCCUGAAAUUAGUUUUUCGGUCAACAAGGUGUGUCAGUUCAUGUCUAAUCCCUUGGAGCAACAUUGGUCUGCUGUCAAACGCAUUCUUCGCUACUUAAAGGGAACCAUCUCCUUGGGUCUCCAUCUCCAACCCGCUCCUCCUAACUCUCAACCCGCUUCUCCUAACUCUCCCUUGUCCAUUCAUGCCUACUGUGAUGCUGAUUGGGCCUCUGACCCUGAUGAUCGUCGCUCCACCUCUGGUGCCGCCAUCUUCAUUGGACCCAAUCUCAUCUCUUGGUGGUCCAAGAAACAAACUGUUGUUGCCCGCUCCAGCACUGAAGCUGAAUACCGCAGCCUUGCUCUUGCCCCUGCUGAAGUUAUGUGGAUUCAAACCUUACUCACUGAAUUACAUGUCUCUCAUCAUUCGCCUAUCAUCUACUGUGAUAACAUGAGCACUGUUGCUCUUGCGCAUAAUCCUGUCCUCCAUGCUCGCACCAAACAUAUGAAACUGGAUCUCUUCUUCGUUCGGGAAAAAGUAGCUGCCAAUCUUCUUCGUGUGGUUCAUGUUCCGGCCAUUGAUCAGUAUGCUGAUAUUCUCACCAAGUCCUUAUCUCCUUCUCGGUUUUGUGAGCUUCGGUCCAAGCUCAAGUUGGCUGAUUCGUUGUCUCACCCUACUUGA